Messenger RNA from Heterostelium album PN500, 1005 nucleotides. Its product is annotated as LISK family protein kinase. Gene Ontology annotation, cellular component: cytoplasm; nucleus. Lineage: Eukaryota; Evosea; Eumycetozoa; Acytosteliales; Acytosteliaceae. Gene Ontology annotation, molecular function: protein serine/threonine kinase activity; ATP binding. The record is from RefSeq and is a predicted model, not a curated record. The transcript has 4 exons. Gene Ontology annotation, biological process: protein phosphorylation; actin cytoskeleton organization. Bases 1 to 1005 code for a protein of 334 amino acids.
AUGGAUAACUAUUCUGUGGAUCCCAACAAACUUCAGGUUGAAGAAUUGGAAUUCUCAAAAGGUUCAUUUUCUAGAGUUUAUAAAGGAUGGUAUUUAGAUAGAUCAGUUUGUGUAAAAGUGAUAAGGAAAGAUAUGUUGGAUCCUGAUUUACUAGUAUUUAUAAAUAGAGAAAUAGAUAUUUUAAAAGAUUUAUUUAGUAAAACACACAAGAAUAUUGUUGAAUUUAUUGGUGUAGGAGAAAGAGAAUCUUUAUUAUUUUUAGUUACAGAAUUAGUACACGGUGGAGAUUUAGGAUCUAUUUUAAGAGAUAGUUCCAUACAAUUACCAUGGUUACUUAAAUUACACAUUGCUCGUAGUAUUGCAGAAGGAAUGAGAUUCUUACAUUCAAAGAAUAUUAUGCAUAGAGAUUUAAAAUCAAAUAAUUUGCUUGUUGGUGAUGAUUGGACAAUAAAAAUUUGUGAUUUUGGAUUUGCAAAGAGUUUAAAUCCAACUUCUUUAACCAAUACAAUUUGUGGUACAGAUGAAUGGAUGUCACCUGAAGUGAUAUUAGGUAUGCCUUAUAAUUAUUCUGCAGAUUUCUAUAGGUUAGAGGAAAGAUUACCACAAAAUAAUUUCGAUAUCGACUUGGAAGAAUUGGAGAAGAUAAGACCGGAGGAAUGUCCAGAAGAAUUUUGGAAGUUAGCUUUGAAAUGUUGCUCGUACUACCCCAAAGACAGACCAGAUUUCGAUUCUAUUAUUGAUUCAAUCGAUGAUAUCAUUACAGUUCAGGAAUCGGUCGAAUUCCCUCCAACACCCAUUAUAAUUAAAGAUCCAAACUUUAAUGAUCAGAAUGCAUUGGAGAAUUGGUUUAUGCUUUCGAAUCUCCCAGGCGAUAUAUUAGAUGAUAGUUUUGAAAUGGAUAAUGUAAAGGAAGAAUCAAUUGAUUUUAGCGAUGAAGAGAAAUUCGAUGAAGAAGAAGAAGAAGAACCACCUAGAUCAAGAAGAUGGUAUUGCUCUAUUUGUUAG